Dipodomys spectabilis (banner-tailed kangaroo rat) is the source of this 501-nucleotide messenger RNA. RefSeq names its product interleukin 4 (gene Il4). The record is from RefSeq and is a predicted model, not a curated record. Bases 40 to 501 code for a protein of 153 amino acids. Lineage: Eukaryota; Metazoa; Chordata; Mammalia; Rodentia; Heteromyidae. The transcript has 4 exons. Gene Ontology annotation, cellular component: extracellular region. Gene Ontology annotation, biological process: positive regulation of mast cell degranulation; innate immune response in mucosa; negative regulation of endothelial cell apoptotic process. Gene Ontology annotation, molecular function: interleukin-4 receptor binding; cytokine activity; growth factor activity.
AAUCGACUCACACUUGUCACCGACGAUAGAGAUCUAUUGAUGGGUCUCACCCCCCAGCUGACGGCCCCGCUCCUCUUCUGCCUGCUAGCAUGUACGACCGCCAGCCCUGCUCACAGAUGUGACAGCGCCUUGCAAGAGAUCAUCAAGACCCUGAACACACUGUCAGGGAGAAAGACUCCGUGCACCGAACUGACUGUAGCGGACAUCUUUGACUUUGCUGGCCCCCAGAACACAUCUGAGAUGGAAAACCUCUGCCGGGCUAUGACUGUGCUUCAGCAGACCUACCAAAAUGGCAGUGAACUAACUCAGUGUCUGACCAGACGCAAAGAACACGACAUUCUCCAUCAUCUGAGAAGACUCUACAGGGCGCUCUACAGCAGGGUCACGUUGAAACACUGUCCUGUGAAUGACUCCAAUAAGAGCACAUGGAAACACUUUUUGGAAAACCUAAAAAGGCUGAUGAAGAAGAAAUAUUUACAGUGUGGAAGCUCGACAUUUUAA